CACACAAUAACUUUCUCGACCUCUCCGGCUGGGGAAUGGGGAAACAGUGUGGAAGUCGGGGUGGCCUCUUGGUCUUUUUAUUUUGCCUUUGUGACCUUCACCUGCGGCAGGGAUUUUUUCUUACAUCACCUGCUGAUCAAAUAACUACUUUAUAGGCCCACAGGCAAGGAUUACUCAGAAUUAGUCAUGCUGGGUGCACCCAAGGUGCGGAGGAGGCGGGCGACUUGUCGUCAUAUUUCCUGAAGUAUUUAAAGUUUCACAGUUCAGUGCAGCACGCAGAUAGCGUCUGGAUACUCAUCGCCAACAUGCAGGGAGAAACGGCUGUGAUAAGACAAGGAUUCCUGGUCAAAAGGGGUCAUGUUAUUCACAACUGGAAAGCACGGUGGUUUGUAUUGUACAAGGAUCAACUUCUCUACCAUAAAAUUGAAGGAGGAAAGAAGGAAUCUCGUCCUAGAGGCAUCAUUUCUUUAGUAGGAUGCACUGUUUCCUGUCCCUGUCUGGAUUAUGAAAAUAGGCCGCUGGUGAUAAAACUGAAGGCAAAGAAUUCUGUCGAGCAUUUCCUUGAAGCUUCCUGCCGUGAGGAGCGAGAUUCGUGGGCUGAAGAUAUUAAUGUUGUGAUCAGGGCUAUUAACCCAGAACAUCAAAAGCAACUGUGUUCUUCUGACACGUCCUUCGAAAUAGCAGCAAACAUUUGCUUGAGUCACGUAAUCAAAGAGAUGCAAGAAACCAACAGUGGGAUCAAGGAGAUGACAAACGGUGAAUAUGGGAACACCUACAAACAAUGCUUCACCGGCUCGACAGCUAUUGACUGGCUGGUGUCCAAAAACGUUGCCCAUUCCCGAUCAGACGCCGUCACCAUCGCCUCCCUUCUCAUCGAAGAUGAUCUGAUCAAGCCCGUUGGAGAUAAAAGCACAAAAGCCAGGUGGAAUAUCGUCAGCACAGAGCAGUUCCUCGAUGAUUCAACAGCAUUGUAUUGUUUUGCAAAAAGUGAGAGGAAAACGGGUAGUCCUAAUGAUAAAAUUGAAAUACCACAUAUUGAUCUCAGUGGCAAGAUUGUAAAGCAAGGAUUUUUGAUGAAGCAGGGACACAAAAGAAAGAACUGGAAAGUGCGAAGUUUUGUUCUGAGGGAGGAUCCUUCACACCUACAUUACUAUGAUCCCUGCAAGGAACCAAAUAAUGAACCAGUUGGUGGUAUGUCACUUCGUGGCUGCUUGGUAUCUGCAUUGGAAGAUAAUGGAAUCCCACCAGGAAUAAAGGGAAAUGUUCAAGGCAACCUCUUCAAGAUCAUUACCACCAACGAUGUGCAUUAUUACAUACAAGCUGGCUCUAGUGCUGAAAGAUCUGAGUGGAUUCAUGCAAUCAAACGAGUAUCUUAAACAUCUGGUAAAUGCCCACAGUUGGAAAAUAUAACACAGAAAAAGAACUGGAAAAACUAUUUCUAUGGUCAAUCUUGUAGCAGUUGAUUCUUUUCAAGGUAGUGUUAUGUUCGAUUAUGGGAGAAGGCAGUCUUAACUAUGAAAACAUUUCUCAUGUGUUAUUUGUCUACACACUCUCACAGAGAAUGGCGCACUGUCAAGAAAAAUUAUCCACUGACUUUUUGAACUGUUUUACAGGAAGAAUGAAAUAUGGUAGACUUUAGAUACAAAACUGGAACAGCUAGGUUGUUGUAAUUUUUAAACUUUGCAUUAAGAUUUGUUUUAUGUCUACCUGUAAAUUUUUAAUGAGUAAACUGUUUACCAGGCUAAUUGGACAACCCUCAAAAGCUCCCAACGGCAAUGCAACACAGUACAGGCCCUGUUCCACUUUCCCGAGUUACUCACGAACUCUCCCGAGUUUUACCCUUGAUUCGAACUCGGGGAAUGUCGGUAGCGAGCUCGUAGGAGUCCGUAGAUGUUUUGU
Amblyraja radiata (thorny skate) is the source of this 1899-nucleotide messenger RNA. It is a transcript of the gene plek2, whose product is annotated as pleckstrin 2. Gene Ontology annotation, cellular component: plasma membrane. The record is from RefSeq and is a predicted model, not a curated record. Bases 306 to 1376 code for a protein of 356 amino acids. The transcript has 9 exons. Gene Ontology annotation, biological process: actin cytoskeleton organization; intracellular signal transduction. Lineage: Eukaryota; Metazoa; Chordata; Chondrichthyes; Rajiformes; Rajidae.